AUGAGCAACGUUACUACGCCGUGGUGGAAACAAUGGGACCCUUCUGAAGUUACACUUGCCGAUAAAACCCCUGAUGAUGUGUGGAAGACCUGUGUUUUGCAAGGUGUUUACUUUGGUGGAAACGAGUACAAUGGUAACUUAGGUGCCAGAAUAUCUUCCGUCUUUGUUAUUCUUUUCGUGAGUACUUUUUUCACCAUGUUCCCAUUAAUCUCAACAAAAGUGAAAAGAUUGAGAAUUCCUCUAUAUGUUUACCUUUUCGCAAAGUAUUUUGGUUCCGGUGUUAUUGUUGCAACCGCAUUUAUCCACUUAAUGGACCCUGCUUAUGGUGCGAUUGGUGGUACCACUUGUGUAGGACAAACCGGUAACUGGGGUCUUUAUUCAUGGUGUCCUGCCAUUAUGCUAACGAGUUUGACCUUCACUUUCCUUACUGAUCUAUUCAGUAGCGUCUGGGUUGAAAGAAAGUAUGGUCUUUCCCAUGACCAUACCCACGAUGAAAUUAAAGACACUGUUGUGAGAAACACUGCAGCUGUUUCAAGUGAGAAUGACAAUGAGAAUGGUACUGCAAAUGGAUCUCAUGACACCAAGAACGGAGUAGAGUAUUAUGAAGAUUCAGACGCUACAUCCAUGGAUGUUGUUCAAUCAUUUCAAGCACAAUUUUAUGCCUUUUUAAUUUUAGAAUUCGGUGUGAUUUUCCACUCCGUUAUGAUCGGUCUAAACCUGGGAAGUGUUGGUGAUGAGUUCUCCUCCCUAUACCCUGUCUUAGUGUUCCAUCAAUCAUUUGAAGGUUUAGGUAUUGGUGCAAGAUUGUCAGCCAUUGAAUUCCCUAGAUCAAAGAGAUGGUGGCCAUGGGCCCUAUGUGUUGCGUAUGGGUUAACCACACCAAUCUGUGUGGCCAUCGGUUUGGGUGUUCGUACCAGAUACGUCAGCGGUUCUUACACUGCGCUUGUUAUCUCUGGUGUUUUGGAUGCCAUUUCUGCUGGUAUCUUAUUGUACACUGGUUUGGUUGAACUACUAGCAAGAGACUUUAUAUUCAAUCCUCAAAGAACAAAGGAUCUAAGAGAAUUGUCCUUCAACGUUAUAUGCACUCUUUUCGGUGCUGGUAUCAUGGCUUUGAUCGGUAAGUGGGCUUAA
This is a messenger RNA of Saccharomyces cerevisiae S288C, 1131 nucleotides long. RefSeq names its product high-affinity Zn(2+) transporter ZRT1 (gene ZRT1). Gene Ontology annotation, molecular function: zinc ion transmembrane transporter activity; monoatomic cation transmembrane transporter activity; metal ion transmembrane transporter activity. The transcript has a single exon. Bases 1 to 1131 code for a protein of 376 amino acids. Gene Ontology annotation, cellular component: plasma membrane; membrane. Gene Ontology annotation, biological process: metal ion transport; transmembrane transport; zinc ion transmembrane transport. NCBI's taxonomy places the organism in Eukaryota, Fungi, Ascomycota, Saccharomycetes, Saccharomycetales, Saccharomycetaceae. The record is from RefSeq and is marked reviewed.